CCCUGAGAGCGUUUAGACAUCAGGGCUUCUGCCGCCAGACUGUGUGUUAUUGUAACCCAGAUUCAGGCUGUAGAUGGGCCCCUCGGGGGAGGAGCCUGUAGGGGGCGUGGUCAGAGGGAUGACAUCACUAGGGCAUAUGGAGCCUGUAGGCGGUGGAGCCAGUAGGGGGCGGGGUAAGAGAAGAUGACAUCACUGGAGCAGAUGGUCACUCAGACUGUGGAGUGAAUGAGACGAGAAGCUGGGAUUGAGUUCAUAUGACUUCAGUUUAUCAGAGUUGUUUGUGAGACGAUGCACAAACCCCCGCACUAAGAUGUAGAGUCCACACUAGGAGGAGUAAGAAGAAGAAGAAGAGACUGAACGAGGAAGAAACUCCGACAAACACAAAGAAAACUUGCCGUUUCACCUUUCCGAAACCCCACAGUACCCUUUGACCUCAUCCGCCACUGCACCAUGUGUCACGUGAUCGUGACGUGCCGCUCGAUGCUAUGGACGCUGCUUAGCAUCGUCGCGGCGUUCAGCGAGCUCAUCGCGUUCAUGAGCACCGAUUGGCUGGUGGGGUUCCCGCGCACGCCGGACGCUGUGUUCUCAGGUGUUCACGGUGUUCAAGGGUCGACGGGCGAGGCUUAUCGGCCCACACUGGGUAUCUACGGGCGCUGUCUACGCCUGCCUCACCUGCGCCGCGGUGUUCUGUGCGGCCCGUACGCUGUUAGCUUCUCAGAGAUCGCCAGCGGGUUCUGGAAGGCAACCUCCAUCUUCCUAGCGGCGGGAAUCCUGAUGCUGUGCGCCGUGGCCUUCAUAUCCGUCUUCACCAUGUGCUUCCAGAGCAUCAUGAAGAAGAGCAUCUUUAAUGUGUGCGGACUCCUGCAGGCCAUCGCCGGUCUGUUCCUAAUGGUGGGUCUGUUGCUGUACCCAGCGGGCUGGGGUUCUGAAAAGGCGCGGCUGUACUGCGGGCCGGAUGCGGGCCUGUACCGGCUGGGCCUGUGUUCUGUGGGCUGGGCGUUCUACACGGCGCUGGGCGGCACCGGCCUCAGCUUCCUCUGUGCGGUGUUCUCCGCGCAGGCUGAGGUCGCCACGUCCAGCGACAAGGUGCAGGAGGAGAUAGAGGAGGGCAAGAGCCUGAUCUGCCUGCUGUAGGCCCCUUCCCAGUGGCUAGGCCCCGGUGGCUUGUGACACGCCCACUUCCCAGAAGCUCCGGCGGCCUGACACGCCCCUUCCCAGAAGCCCCAGCGGCCUGACACGCCCCCUUCCCUAAAGCCCCAGCGGCCUGUGACACGCCCCCUUCCCAGAAGCCCCGGCACCCUGUGACACGCCCCCUUCCCAGAAGCCCCGGCAGCCUGUGACACGCCCCUGUUCCACUGUCUGUGUGACACGCCCCCUUCCCAGAAGCCCCAGCGGCCUGUGACACGCCCCUUCCCGGAACCCCCUGUUCCACUGUCUGUGUGACAUGCCCCCUUUCCAGAAGCCCCGCGACAUGUGACGCCCCUUCCCAGAAAACCCGGCAGCCCCUGUUCCACUGUCUGUGUGUGACACGCCCCUUCCCAGAAGCCCUUGUUCCACUGUCUGUGUAUCUCCUGCCGCACAAGUGCUGUAAAGUGAAGCCACAGGGCUCAAUCGCCCCGGUGGCUGGUCCCAGGAUAGCUCAUAUAAACCCCGCCUCCCUAGGAUAGCUCAUAAGCCCCGCCUCCCCUGAACAGCUCAUAAGCCCCGCCUCGCCAGGAAGUCUAAUGGGACGCUAGAGAAACAUUCAAAUUACACUUCAGAUUAUUUUUUUCCAAACAUUUUUUUCUGCCAUUUUAGGAAGUUUUUUCUCGCUGAUUUAAGUUUGUGUUCGUUUUUUGAUCUUAGUUUGUUAUUUGAUGCUCUAAAAACAGUGUGUGGCGUCAUAAUUGACAGUUGUGAUUGACAUCUUCUCUAAAUGAAGUCACUGAGGCACAAACAGACUUUUUUGGGAUUUUCGGGAGGAGAUUGGAGAUUCAACUUUUAUUUCCACAACUCCAUAACUGUUUAUUUCACACAGUAGAGUGUGUAGUUGCGGUUCCUGCAAGCGUGAGGGCGGAGCUUGAUAUCACGUCGUCUCGCUCACUGCUCCCAGAUCAGCUUGAGGUGUUCAUAUCAGGACUUACUGUCCAUGUUCUCAGAUGAUCUGAUGUGUAUGUGUGUGUGUGUGUGUGUGUGUCAUAUUAGAUGAUCUGAUGUGUGUUCGUCUGUUGUACAUAUGCCUGUAUAUAAUGUAAAUAUCAUUCUGAAGGAUUGUGGGAAACCACUGUGCCAAACCCACACACACACACACCUGAGAUCGACCUGCUCCACAGAGCCAGAUACGUGUACUGAGCGGUGUGUGUGUGUGUCUCUCUCUCUCUCUCUCUGUCUGUCUCUAUGUGUGUGUGUGUGUCUGUCUGUCUGUCUGUC
This is a messenger RNA of Pimephales promelas (fathead minnow), 2409 nucleotides long. It is a transcript of the gene lhfpl2a, whose product is annotated as LHFPL tetraspan subfamily member 2a. The record is from RefSeq and is a predicted model, not a curated record. Lineage: Eukaryota; Metazoa; Chordata; Actinopteri; Cypriniformes; Leuciscidae. Gene Ontology annotation, cellular component: membrane.